This is a messenger RNA of Sarcophilus harrisii (Tasmanian devil), 2019 nucleotides long. RefSeq names its product ubiquitin conjugating enzyme E2 U (gene UBE2U). Lineage: Eukaryota; Metazoa; Chordata; Mammalia; Dasyuromorphia; Dasyuridae. The transcript has 10 exons. The record is from RefSeq and is a predicted model, not a curated record. Bases 274 to 1263 code for a protein of 329 amino acids.
CAGGGUAACCAUUUCCCCAGAGCAACGACCACAACACCAAUCUAAGGUGGUCCAAACAAGCCCUCCAUCCAUCCCCGCUCUCUAUCAUCUUCCUCUGACCUGAGUCGCUGUCAGCAGCUUGGUGAGCCCCGGGACCAAGGCGUUCCUCCCUAGGAAAGAGUGGGGAGGCCCUUGUGGGACAGCUCGCGAAAGCUCUUGGAGGAUAUCCGUCCUUGAGUCGGUUUGGGAACAAGCUUACGUGGGGCUCGGCGCCCGCACCCCUGCAGCCCCGCCAUGCAUUGCAGGUCUUACUAUUUGCUGGAGAAAGAAUUCAUGGAGCUUCAAGAACAAGAGCUGUUCGGCAUAACUGUGACUCCACUAACUGAUGAUUUACUCAAAUGGAUAGCUGAAAUUGAAGGGCUGAAGGAUACAGAUUGGGAAGGAUUUACAUUCCCUUUGAUCCUGCAGUUUUCAGUGAAGUACAACAUUGUCCCUCCAGUUGUGACAUUUAGUUGUAUUCCCUUCCACCCAAAUGUUGACCCCGUAUCUGGCCGACCAUGUAUAGAUUUUCUAGACAAUCCUGAUCUUUGGGAUAAGAACUAUACACUAAGUAGCAUCUUGCUUUCUAUUCAGGUUAUGCUUUCUAAUCCAACAGUGAACAAUGCAGUUAAUUCUGAAGCAGCGAAAAUGAUGAUGGAAAGCAACAAAUUAUUCAGAGAAAUAGCCCUGAAAUCUAUCUACGAAAGCUACAAUUUAGAUGAGGAAACUGAAGAAGAAGAAGAGACUUCAGUCAGUAUUGAGUUAGUAGAAGGAACAAUUUCACCCCUUUGUGAAAAAACUGUUAAAGGAGUUUCUUUUGAUGAAUACUACAGGACAUGGUCUGGAAUUGCGACGUCACAAACAGCUAACUGUUUCAAAAUUCCAGUAUCUCAUGAUAUCACGGGAAGUUACCAAAAAUGGAAGAAAAGUCACAUAAAGCCAGACUGGGAUGCGAAAUUCCAUUCUGUCAUGGCUAGAAUUGCUCGGGAAAAUAGGUUACCCUCAAAAUUAGAUAGAAGCUUUAUACAAUCCAUCAAGAAUGCACAGUACAACGCAUCAGAGACAAAUAUGAAUCUUAUGGAUUUGGAAAGUAAAGGAGAAGAUGAUGCCGAAAGCUGGAAUAGCAAAGAGAAGAAAAAUAAAAGUUCCAAAGAAAGCGAUGAUAUGGAUGAGGCCUGGGAAAAUGAAGUGGAGAACCUGGUAGCUUGGACUAACAAACUCAAUGCAACUACACUGGAAGACUGAGUUUCACCCUCGAGGCUAAGAAGGAACUCUUGUCUGCCUUCCCUUGGAUCAGGGGUCUUUGUGGAGCUGGUUCUGCUGGUUCCAGUCCUUUUGAAAUCCUCUUCUCAAUCUGCUGAACAGCAGGGUUAAAAUAUAGAUCUAACUCAUUUGGAAACAUAAAACAGAGUUGGUUGAAUACUGAUUGCUUCAGUGUUCUGAAGAAUUGGGGAGAAACAGAACUUUCACUGGUUCUGUCCAUAGCAAGUGGUUCAAAUUGCAAGUUCAUUUAACUGGGGGGCUGAAGAGAGCUAGAGACUCCACUCUGUGUGGAAGGGAGAUGAGAGAUCCUGGGAAAAUAGGACUUGCUGCAAGGUGAACAAUGGGAAGACAUUAAUGGAUCAGUCCUACUAACUAGAUUCUUAAACUCUCUUGUUUCUAUGCUACUAUAGUGUAUUGCUAUUUAGGGGAGAGCCAGGAAAACCUGGUAGGAGUGCUGUAGUUUGCGACUAUAGACAAACAUGACAACAUGGGGUACCUGAGAAGAGAUAUUGUAGGAAAGAGAAGAGGGAUAUAGGGAAAGAAGUGGGAGAGUUUUGAGCAAUUUUAUUUAUUAAAAUUUUUACCUGAGUCUGUCCUCAUGGAAAGGAGGAGAAAAUACUCUUCUUCCUCCUUUCUGCACAAUAUGUUUCCAGCUCCUAUUCCUGGGAUCCAGAGAUAAGAUUAAUACAUGAAAACAAGAAUUGUAGCCCAUUAAAAAAUAUCAUUUCCAUAGGAAAA